GAUUCAAAAUUUCAAACGAAAAUACGACAUUGUGUUUCUAUUUUAUAAGUGCGCUUAAAUCUUAUAAUUUAUAUGAUAUUCAUAAUAAUUCUUAGAACUAGCUUGCUUCUGCUGUGCACUGAUGCGUUAGUAAUAUCGAUGUUAAAAGUUUUUGUGAAAAAUGGUUAAAAUUGAAAGAGCUUGCCCUGGCUUAGGCAAGCCGAAAAGUUCUACAGUACUUGCACCAUCAAAAAGUGGAUCGACUCAAAAUAUGGCUGCGAAUAUAAAAGUCGUAGUUAGAGUUAGACCCUUAAACAAUAAGGAAAUGGACCUCAACAAUCGUGUGGUGGUUGAUGUUGUUGAUGACAAAAUGUUAGUGUUCGACCCAAAAGAAGAGAUACGACCAUUUUUCUACCAGGGCGUACAACAGCCAAAUAAAAGUUUUCUAAAGCGCGCCAACAAAGAGUUGAAGUUUGUUUUCGAUAAUGUAUGUGGACAAAAUGCUUCUAAUCAAGAUGUCUUUGAAACUACGACGAAGGAUAUGUUGACUUCCUUAAUGGAAGGUUAUAAUUGUUCAGUGUUUGUUUACGGAGCAACUGGCGCGGGUAAGACAUUUACUAUGAUUGGGAAUAAAGAACACCCUGGAAUUACUUACUUGACAAUGGAACAUUUAUUCUAUACUAUUAAUUCAUUUGAAAAGGAAAGAGAAUUUGAUAUAGGUGUUUCAUAUAUAGAGGUAUAUAAUGAGAGUGUAUAUGACCUGUUAAAACCAUCCAACACACCUCUACAACUGCGAGAGGACUCCAAGUAUGGUGUGAUGGUAGCAGGUCUUACUCUCAACAACAUCAAGACAGCUCGGGAGCUUCUAAACAUGCUAGAAAAUGGCAAUAAAAAUAGAACACAACAUCCCACAGAUGCUAAUGCUGAGAGCUCUAGGAGUCAUGCUGUUUUUCAGGUGUAUGUAAAAAUGAGGUACAAAACAAGCAGUCAACUACGGCUCGUCAAGCUCUCCAUGAUAGACUUGGCUGGCAGUGAACGUGCUUCUGCCACCGGGUGUGUAGGAGAUCGCUUCAAGGAGGGUGCUAAUAUCAACAAGAGUCUACUCUCACUCGGCAAUUGUAUUAACAAAUUGGCAGAUGGCAGUAGUUACAUACCUUAUAGAGAUUCAAAGUUGACACGUCUCCUCAAAGACAGCCUCGGUGGCAACUGCAAAACUGUUAUGAUUGCAAAUGUAUCUCCCUCGAGUAUUAGUUACGAGGAUACAUACAAUACACUAAAGUAUGCAGCGAGAGCUAACAAGAUACAGCUCAGUAUAAAGAAGAAUAUUGUGGAUGGGAAUAUGAGAUUGUCACAGUAUGUGAAGAUAAAUGAGGAGUUAAAGAAGAAAGUUAAAGAGCUGGAAGCGAAACUUACACUUUGUGCAGUUAAAACAGUCCAUAAAGAACCUGAUGUGGUCAAGGAUAAAGACAAACAAGAGUGGCGUCGCCGCAUCAGCGAGGAGGAGCGCGAGCACGGCGCGCUGGAGGGCCGCCUGCUGGCGCUCAUGAGCCAGCAGCGAGUGCUGGCGCUGCGCCAGCGCCUGCGCACGCGCGCCUUCUCGCACGUCGCCGACCUCGCGCACCGCUCCUCCAGCGACGCCAUGGAGCAGAUGUGCACGGAAGAAAUUCCGAGACAGGAACGUGCGGCUGAAAACUACUUGAAGCAGUCUGUCAACUUGGACUCCAAAAUAAUGACCGCUUGGACCAAAUGGAAUGAGAGCCUCAAGAAGAUGCAAAUACUUUAUAAUGAGGCCGUAGCUUGUUGUCCUGAAUUGAUUGACUUUGUCGAAAAAGUCCAGAUGCAAAGUGAAUUACGUCAUCUCAGAGCGAGGGACGAUUUACGGUACAAAUUGUUGGCUAUAGAGAAUGACGAGAUCAAUGCAUUUACAGAAUACAUGAGUGAUAUGCCCAGUAUGCUCAAAAAAUUAUAUUUGACGUUGAAAGGUUACGACAAAGCGCCACCGGCGCUGACGGCUGAAUAUUUAGAGAUUAUGAAGAAAGCAAAAUCUGCUAAAGGGAUCACAUGGUCAGAUAAAGACAUGGAGAGUGAUAGUCAUUUCAAAUUUGUAUCAACUUUGAACUUGGACAAACCCACAACCACAAUGGAAUAUAAUUUAGAUAUAAAAGACAUGAAUUCUACUGUUGAUAUCGUGACAGAUAGUGAUGAUUUUACUGACAUAGAAAAUUGUGAACCCAUUCUCUCUAAAAAACGCAAAGGAACACCUAUUAAACUUGCUAAUAACGAAACUAUCAUAAUAAACGAUUCUUUGGAGAGUUUAGAUACAACAAGAAAUCUUAAUUCAGCAAAGAAAAUUAAAAUGAAUACUAAUCCUGCUCUGGAUGUGGAGAACUAUCUCGGGUUAGACCCGAAAGAUCUAAAUUCCACCUUUGUGCUCGCGGGUAAAAUCGAUGCUUGGAAGAGUUUGCCAGUAAAAACAGAAUUGAAGGUGGAAAUCCAACCUGUGAAGAAGGGUCUGGUGGAUAGGACGAACACCAUGCCUCGGACUAUAACAUUUAAUGACAACAAAGGGCGGCUGGUGAGGCCGGCGGCGGGCAAGGCGCUGCCGCAGCGCCGCGUGGCGCCACGUCCGCCCGGCUUCGGCUCCAGCCUGGCGCGCGACGGCACGCCGCUGCAGCGCGCCGUGCAGGACGGCUCGAGAAAGACUACUGUCACUGAAAAAUCAGUGGGGUUUAAAGCAGUUCGAGCAAGGGAGAGGGUGCAGGCGCACCCGUACUCGAGACCCGCAGCCGUCAACUCGAGGAAGUGAGCAGCUACCGCUGUUAGUCAUCAGCGAUCAUCGGAGACCAACAGCGACCACCAGUGACCACCAGUGACUACCAGUGGGCACCAGUGACAAUUAAAGACCAUAAAAGCCAUCAGUGACCACCAGUGACCACCAGUGGCCACCGGUGACCACCUGUGAACAUAGCACUAGUGAUCAUAGGACAUUCCUAUAAAUGUGUUCUCGGAUACUGAUCAGUGUUUUAAAGGCAAUAAGUGUCCAGUAAGUAAGAUAAGUCGUGAAGUAAAAUUAAUUAUUAUAUACUUUAAGAAUAUGUAAAAUUGUAAGGUACGUAGCAAUAUAACUUAUAAUAUAAAAGGGAAAAAUUAGAUUGUUGAUAACUGAUAUUUUUAGAAAUUAUAAAACAAUUAGUCUAGUAUCUUCAUAUUAUGGAAUAAUUUUAGUACUUUAUUUUAAGAUAUAUCACAAACUGAUAACAUCGCAAACCGAUUAAAUAACUUAAUCAAAUAAUAAAGUAUCUAGCGGAGUGAAACUUGCGAAUGGAUUAGUUUUCCGUAUUUGAGCGAAGUUUCAUCAAACUGAAACACUGUGGGUCUGCGGAUUCUUCUACGUAUGCGGGGUAUAAAGUUGUUUCCACACUAAACUGUCGGGGAUAUAAUAUGUUAUGAUAUAAAAAUUGCAAGAUAUUUUACAAACAACUAUAACUAUAAAUUGUUUUAGAAAAUAGUACAAUCAUAAUAUGCUCUGUUGAUGUAAGACUUUUUUGAACGGAACAUUCUUGUUUGUCCCUUGAGUAGGUUGCUUGUGCAGUGAUAUUUGGAAUUAGCUGUUGUGUUAACAGUGAGGGGUUGAUUCCGCUAUCCAGAUGUUUGCGUAGAGCAUAAUUCACAUAGACACAUGUAUGAUUGCACACCGCGAUUUGUUGGAACUGUUAAGAAUAAAAAUCUUCUUAAAAUUGAUUCGGAUUAUGCUAUAAACAUCACUCCAAGCUUCAUUCGAAUCAAUUUCCCGGCCAGAGGGUAACUCCGAUGACGCUAUUCUAAAAAGUAAAGUUUUGAAACGACACGUACGGUCAUAAAAAUGCGUGUGGAAGUUUAAAUCGUUCACGAGUCACGACUAAUCUUUGAAAUAGAACAACAACUUUGUUUAUAACAUUUUAUUGCAACGUAUCAGGUGUUCAGCCUUCAAUCUACACUUCUCGUAUAUCACAUCACAUCGAAAUCUUCUAAACCGUUGCUACAUUGCAUAGUUUAAUUAACGGAAAACUUCGGGCGCGUUAUACGAGAGGAGUAGAUUCAAAUCAUUUAAUCAAUAAGGCAGCAUGUUGUUGUUAUAGUCUCCAAAUUUUUCCUUAAC
Vanessa tameamea is the source of this 4117-nucleotide messenger RNA. RefSeq names its product kinesin-like protein KIF18A (gene Klp67A). Gene Ontology annotation, molecular function: microtubule motor activity; ATP binding; microtubule binding. NCBI's taxonomy places the organism in Eukaryota, Metazoa, Arthropoda, Insecta, Lepidoptera, Nymphalidae. The coding region runs from base 161 to 2785 and encodes 874 amino acids. Gene Ontology annotation, biological process: microtubule-based movement. The transcript has 8 exons. The record is from RefSeq and is a predicted model, not a curated record.